AUGUCUGCCUGGACGGCGUACGUGGGCACGCGGGUGGCCGAGGUGCGCGCCCAUUCGGACGAGGGCGUGCAGCUUGGCGUGGCGCUGGUGAUGGCUCUGGCGACUGCGAUGCUGGUGUUCGCUCGGACGCGCCAGCAACGCACGGCGGUGUUUGGCGACCCCAAGGUGGCAAAUGCUGCGCUGGAUGGGCUGCCUGCGUGGCCGGACGCGCGCCACACGCUGCUCAACUCGACUUGUCCGGACACGGAGCACUUUGAGCUGCUGCGGCUGCACGACGCGCUGGCGUCGCCCAUCGUGCGCACUGGCCCCAACCAGGUGCACAUCGCCGACCCCGCGUCGCACAAGCUCGUGUUUGCGCAGGCGACGCGCUUCGAAAAGGCGCCACUCUACGACCUCUUCAACGCCGAGCCAGGCAAGGCGAACCUAUUCAGCUCGCGCGACGCAAAGCACCACGCCUCGCGCCGCCGCAUCGUCUCGCAUGCGUUUGCGCCCAGCUCGCUCGCCGAGUUCCGCGGAUUCAUCGCAAACCGCAUCGCAGCGCUCGUCCACAGGUUUGACAGGGCCGCGGAAGGAGGUGCGUACGAAGACGUGUUUGCCGCAUACCAGCAGUUUACCGGCGACAUCAUCUCCAAGUUUGCCUUUGGUCGCGAAGACCACAUGGUGGAAACCGGUACGUUCUCUCCCUCCCUCACCGUCUUCCGCGCAGUGACAUUGAGACGUUACAGCCUCGACUGCGUUCUUUUCGCUGACCGCUCGUUCUGUCUUGUGUUUUGUUGGCUGGCAGCUCGGCUGAACGAGCUGCUUCUGGGCAUUCGGAGCCGCACAGGGUCGCUGCCACAGUCGCUGUUCGUGUACCAGUGGCUGCGUCGUGUGCCGUUGGGGCUGCACCUGGUGAGGCUGCUGCCCCCUGGCCGGCUGCGCACUGACCUGGAAGGCAUCCGCGACCUGAACGCGCUCAUGACGGGCUACAUUGACGAGUUCUUGGCUACCAAGCGGGACGAUCCCCACGAGGUCCUGCACAAGCUGAUCCACGCGCGCGAUCCUGUGACGGGUGAGGGGCUGGACAAGCAGACGCUGGUGGGCGAGUCGCGCGGGCUUGUCGUGGCGGGCGUCGAGACGACGGCGGCGGCGCUGACGUACCUGACGUUCCAGCUGGCGACGCAUGCGCACUGGUACGCGCGCCUGCGCGACGAGCUCGCCGAGGUGAUCCCGGACCAGGAAACUUUCGUGCGCGACGUCGAAAACGCCGUGCCCGAGGAGAGGGCCGUGGUAAAGCUGGCGUUCUUCAACGCGCUGCUCAAGGAGACGUUCCGCUUCUACCCGGCGGGCGUGCGCCCCUUCCCGCGCACCGUGCCACCCGAAGGCGUGCGACUCGAAUACGGCGUCUUCCUCCCCGGUGGCACAGAGAUUACGUGCAGCUCAUGGGUCCAAGGCCGCUGGGACCGCGCUUUGUGGGGCGAUGAUUCAGAGGUGUUUCGUCCAGAACGCUGGAUCGAAGCGCAGCAGCAAUCAUCCGACGACGACCACAAGGACGCGCCCGGUCGGGAAGCGCUCCGCUCGGCAAGGUACGCCGCCAUGGCGUCAAGCAUCACCACCUUCUCCAACGGCCCGCGCGGCUGCAUCGGCCGCAACCUCGCCACGCUCGUCCUCCACCUCACCUGCGCAAGCGUCUUUCGCUGCCUCCAGCCGGGCGUUAACCUUGAUCCGCAAGCCACCGAUCCUCCCGUCAAGACGUCCGAGCACGACAUGGAGUAUAUCGGCCCCUUUGUCGGCAACCCGAGAGCGCACAAGCUCGAACUCAAAUGGGCCACCGCCACCGCGUCCUGA
Messenger RNA from Moesziomyces antarcticus, 1827 nucleotides. RefSeq names its product cytochrome P450 monooxygenase. The coding region runs from base 1 to 1827 and encodes 608 amino acids. Lineage: Eukaryota; Fungi; Basidiomycota; Ustilaginomycetes; Ustilaginales; Ustilaginaceae. Gene Ontology annotation, molecular function: oxidoreductase activity, acting on paired donors, with incorporation or reduction of molecular oxygen; monooxygenase activity; iron ion binding. The transcript has a single exon. The record is from RefSeq and is a predicted model, not a curated record.